This is a messenger RNA of Trichoplax adhaerens, 605 nucleotides long. RefSeq lists its product as uncharacterized. Lineage: Eukaryota; Metazoa; Placozoa; Uniplacotomia; Trichoplacea; Trichoplacidae. Bases 81 to 605 code for a protein of 174 amino acids. The record is from RefSeq and is a predicted model, not a curated record. The transcript has 4 exons.
GGAACAACUUGGACAUAGCAUGUCGAAAUGGUUGCGAUAUUAUUCGUUAUUAUUUACCGACUAUAAAUGAUAUCGAUCGCAUGCCACAGUAUAGUUAUCCAUUUAUCUACAUCCAAAACGUUUACGUGAAUGUUGUUAACCAAGCAGUUCACUAUUUUAGAAUUCAAUGGGGCUUUUUGAUAACUUCUCCGAAUCACGACCUGAUUGCUGUACAGUCUGGACCGGAAGUAAUGAUUGCUAUUGAAGAAAUCGAAGAUGGCAGCAAUGAGAAGCAAAUUAGUGAACGUCAAAGACCGGUGGAACGUACUAGUAAAUUUACUGGAUGGUUGGAGUGUAUCUCUUACCAUACUGGGUUACCGGUUUGGCUAGUAUGUGCGACACUUCUUACAUCUGUGUUUGCUUUAAUCGGAUUGUGCUGUAUUUGGGUUUACGAUUCUGACGAUGAAUCUGAUAAUAAAAAGCAAGAAGCCAAAUGUAGAACACUUACUAAACAACCGAUAAUGUGGUCGCCUAACAAGAGUAUUCCUGCCGAUAUCAUUGAAUGUAAACAGCCACUAUUAAUUGAUUCUUCAGUCGUUAAGGUUCCUUUGCAUUCUAAUCUAUAA